This is a messenger RNA of Eurytemora carolleeae, 470 nucleotides long. RefSeq names its product cytochrome b-c1 complex subunit 6, mitochondrial. Bases 90 to 365 code for a protein of 91 amino acids. Lineage: Eukaryota; Metazoa; Arthropoda; Copepoda; Calanoida; Temoridae. Gene Ontology annotation, biological process: mitochondrial electron transport, ubiquinol to cytochrome c. The record is from RefSeq and is a predicted model, not a curated record. The transcript has 4 exons.
ACUGUGUACACCGUAAAAAGUACACUGUUGUACACUAUUAUUUGUGACGUGUACACUGUAACCUUGUUUCAGGUUGAAUAUUUCUUAAGAUGGCUACCGAGGUCGCGGAAAAAAUCAUCGCUAAGAUCAGCCUCAAGGCAGAGGAGGAGGAGGAGGAGGAGGAGGACCUUGUUGACCCAGCAGCUACUUUAAAGGAGGAGUGUGCUGAGACCAAGUGUGCAUCAUACAAGGCUAGACUAGACGAGUGUAAUGAAAGAGUUUUAAGUAAAGCCAAGACUUCUGAAACCUGUUUUGAAGAGAUCCUAGACUUCUACCAUUGUGUGGAUCAUUGUGCAGCUCCUAAAAUAUUCCAGCACGUGAAAUGAGGUGUCUAUUCUACAGUGUUCAACUUCUCUCAUCAACUAACUGUAGUGGAUUCUAGUUUAAAUAUAAAUAGAUUUGUUAAACCUUGAAAUCUUCAUUAUUUCAGA